Molecule: messenger RNA, 925 nt
Organism: Phragmites australis (common reed)
Lineage: Eukaryota; Viridiplantae; Streptophyta; Magnoliopsida; Poales; Poaceae
Product: small ribosomal subunit protein uS4y-like
Exons: 3
Coding region: 130-717 (195 amino acids)
Biological process (GO): translation; positive regulation of translational fidelity
Cellular component (GO): cytosolic small ribosomal subunit
Molecular function (GO): structural constituent of ribosome; rRNA binding
Source: RefSeq, a predicted model, not a curated record
GUUUUCGGGCGGACUAUAAAACCUCCCCUCCCCUCCGCGACCUUACACCUCUCUCCCCCAGCGUCUCCAGCACAGAAGCGGCGGCGGCGGAGGCGAGGGCGCGAGGGAGGUAGAGGAGGAGCGCCAGACAUGGUGCACGUCAACUUCUACCGCAAUUAUGGUAAGACAUUCAAGAAACCAAGACGUCCUUAUGAGAAGGAGCGUCUUGAUGCUGAACUGAAGCUUGUGGGUGAGUAUGGACUGAGGUGUAAGCGUGAGCUGUGGAGGGUCCAGUAUGCCCUGAGCAGGAUCCGUAAUGCUGCAAGGCACUUGCUAACAUUGGAUGAAAAGAACCCCCGCCGCAUCUUUGAGGGUGAGGCGCUUCUCCGCCGCAUGAACCGCUAUGGGCUGCUUGCAGAGGGUCAGAACAAGCUUGAUUACGUCCUUGCCCUGACUGCUGAGAACUUCCUUGCGAGGCGUCUUCAGACUCUCGUCUUCAAGGCUGGCAUGGCCAAGUCCAUUCACCAUGCGCGUGUCUUGAUCAGGCAGCGCCACAUCAGGGUUGGCAGGCAGAUUGUUAAUGUCCCAUCAUUCAUGGUGAGGGUUGAGUCUGAGAAGCACGUCGACUUUUCACUGACUAGCCCAUUUGGUGGAGGCCCCCCAGGCAGAGUGAAGAGGAAGAACAGCAAGAAGGCAAGUGGUGGCGGUGACGGUGGUGGUGAUGAGGACGAAGAGUGAGGAUGAACCAGUAGCCUUUAUUGCCUAAUGUUAUGUAGUCAUCAUAAAAAUGUUUUAUGUUAUGAGUUCUUAGUUGAGUGGCCCGAUACUCAGCCCCGUGCUGGAUCGUGCCGCAGGUUUUUCAUCCAGACAGGAUUUUCUACCGUUUUAUCUCGUUACUAGCCUCUAUAUGUUUAAUCUUGUUGCGGUUUAAUGUGGUUUCAGACUA